AUGGCACCAGCACCGCCAAGCCCGGUCGGCGUGCUUCGCGGCCACGCCGCCGCGGUCAACAGCGUGGCCUUUCUCGAGCAGGGCGGCGCCACGUACCUCGCGUCCGGCGCUGCCGACGGCAAUCUCAAGCUCUGGGAUCUCUCGAUCCGGCGACCCGCUGCGUCCAUCUCGGCGCACUCCAAGGCCGGUAUCUUGUGCGUGGGCAUGCUUGGCGAUGCCCUCCUCAGCCACGGCCGCGACGGCUUUCUCGUACUCUGGGACGUUGCCAACGGCGGUGUGCAUGCGCGCCAGCGGCUAGCGUGCGGCUCGUACACGUUCACCAAGGCCAUGGCGCUCGGCGCGCACUCGAUUUUGUCGCCGCUCGAGGACGCGCAGGCGCUAGGCAUCUUUGACACGCGCGUCGACAACCAAGCACCCGCCUUGCGCUUCAACGGCGCCGCGCUCCAGUCGGGCAUGUGCAUGGCACUCGACGUUCUACCCUCCGCGACAGCCAGCGACGGCGAUCCGUGCGCGAGCUUUGAAGGCGGACUCGUCGCACGCUUUGAUGUGCGCGCGCCUGCAACGCCUGUCGCCUCCAAAAGGUCGCCGAUGGUGUGCAUGGCCGCAACGCCGUCCGGGACGCUGCUGGGAAGCCCGUCGCACGACAUGUACCGCAUGAACUGGGAGACGUCCGAGGCGAGCGUCGUGUACAAGGCCAAGUCGGAGGGCAUCAAUGCCAUCGCGAGCCGCCCUGACGCCCGCAUCUUUGCGUCCGGUGGGCGCGAUCACAUGGUUCGUGUCUUCCACAAUCGGACGAGUCGGCGCCUCGCGACCCUCAAGUUUCACACAGAUAGCGUUUACUGCGUCGCGUUUGCAGCCGACAAUAAGCUGAUGGCGUCGAGCGGCAAGGACACGAAAAUCGCUCUCUGGUCCAUCUACCCGCCAUCGUGAGUCACGUGGAGCAACCGACCGAAAUGUAUUAGUCGUCGUUCUAUCUCCUACUACAGGAC
Saprolegnia parasitica CBS 223.65 is the source of this 989-nucleotide messenger RNA. RefSeq lists its product as hypothetical. NCBI's taxonomy places the organism in Eukaryota, Oomycota, Saprolegniomycetes, Saprolegniales, Saprolegniaceae. The record is from RefSeq and is a predicted model, not a curated record. Gene Ontology annotation, molecular function: protein binding. The transcript is spliced from 5 exons. The coding region runs from base 1 to 930 and encodes 309 amino acids.